AUGGAGGUAGAAGGGCGAUACUUGGUGGGUGCUGCUGGUGGCUCUCGAAGCCAGCGUUUCUCUCCACGACAGCAGCAACUGGUCAGUGCCUGCGGUGCGGCCCCGCUGCCGCCACCUCCCACGCUCGAGGAUGGGACGCGACUGGUUGGGGCGGUCCAUGCCCUCCUGUCCGCCGGACCAUUGGGACCGCGCAUCACCCCCUCGCCCGCCACCGCUCGAGCGGUGUUAGUGGUGGAGCAGCAGCCACACCAAAGCUUGGGCGUGAAGAAGGAGGUCGCUGCACAAGGAGAUAAAGAGGAGCCAAUGGACGAGGGCGCAGAAGCCACAACGCCGGGGAUGGAAGAAGGCGAAAAGGAAGAAGUGGACGUCGGGUGGCUCGUGGGCGUCUUGCCCUCUCAUCUGCUGACCCUCAUCACCUCUCGCUCGCCCAGCCCCGCAUUCGCGAACCGGCGAGCGGUGAUGGAAGGGAUGGAGGUGCUCAGCGCGUUGGUGGCAGCGGCUGGCGAGGUGCCAUCGGUCGCGCAGAGGUUGGCCACCUCGGCCAGCGCCUUCGUCGACCUUCUCCUGUGUCUCCUCGUGUGGCAUGUGACCGACUAUUGCGAGGAACCCUCGAGGGCCGACCACGACGAUGACGACGACGACGAUCAUCGUCGUCGGGAGAACAUGAUCAUUACAGAGGACAACAGGGAAAGGGAGGAGGUAGUCCCAGCUGGGACCGGAGGCAACGGCGCUUCGGUGGAUGGCCGAGGCGCAAAUGGACAGCGGAGCACGGCGGUGGGCCGAGCGGCGGCCACCCUCAGCUCUGCCCUCAAGGCGGAACUGCUGCGCCCACGUCCCGAUGGCUGGGACGAGGGCGGCUACGUGGAGCAGCCCCUGUUGGACGCCGUGCUAGGGCACGAAAAGCUCGACGACAUCAUAGGCGCGUUCGUGGACUCCCUCCGGGUGCUGCUCCACCACUACCAGCAUGCGCCCACUCCCACCGUGGCCGAAGAGAUUUGCGAGGUGGUCGAGGCGCUCUACCUGCUGUGCUUCUCCGACGACUUCGCGGGACGCCUCAUGAGCCACCGGCUCUUUCCCGAGGGGCACGUCCUCCUCGCCCUUGCCCACGUUCUCGCUUUGCCGGACGCUGGCGAGGCAGUCCUGGCGAGCGGGCUGGGUCUGUUGGCCAUCCUGUGCGAGAAGCAACAGCCCGAGUUCCUCGCGAUCGCCCACCUCCAGCCCCCCAUCCACGCCAUCAUCAACACCCUCAUCACCCUCGCUACAGACUAUCUGCAAAAGUUGGGGCAGCAAGGCAAAGAAGGCGAGGCGAGCGGAGCGGGCACGACUGCGAGCAGCGCCGCACACAUGUAUACAGACGCCACCCACCGGCGGAUCUUCCAUAGCAUUGAGCUCUUCGCCGACCACCCACGUUACAAGACCGCGCUUAUCCGACCCGGCGCGGAGGUGCUGUGGGGCUUCCUGGGUCUGCCCACGGACGUGUUCGGCGCGUUCCUCAAGGACCCCAACCGGCGACCCAUCGCCAUGCAUCUGCUCCAUCUGCUCAUCUCUCUCGCGCUCCCCUGCCCCACCGCCUCAUGGGAGGACAUCACGGGCGGACAAGCAGCGCAGGGCCACGCCAUGCUGGUCUCCGCGCUCCGUGGGUUCUGCGCCCAAGCGCCAUCCUCUAUCAAACCCGCAGAAGGCGGGGAGCGAAUGGUGGCAAAUCUGGCGCGCGUGGUGGGGACCCUCUACGAGGCCGACAACAUACACUUCCCAGUAGAACACUUCCUCACCCUGCACAUGCUCACCGCCGCCCUGCACUCCGCGCUCGCCAACCCCGUUGGCCUCGCGACUAGCGCCACCGACGACAACACGGCGCCCUUUGUAACAGCUGUUGCAGCUGACAUCGAGGCGGAACGACAGAUUAAGCGAGAGCCCGACAGGCUAAACCAGGAGGAACUGAAGCCCAAGCAAGGCGAGGAUGCGUGGGGGCCGCAAGAGAAAGGCGACGGCGGAGAAGCAGCAUACGGUGGCUCUAUGAAGUUGGAUGCGGAGGAGCCGCGUGCGGAGAAGCGCGAUCAUCAGGCCAUGGCUCUUAUCGCAGAUCCUUCGCCGGGUCUCAUCGGCGCUGUCCGUCCCGCCAGUUCCCCGGGAGGGAGGCCCGCGGAUGACGGAGGCGGUGGGUCGGCCAUCAACCACAACACUGAGAACGGAGCGAUAGGAAGCAACGAAGAGACGACAGUUCCCAAGGACCCACCACCGAAGAAGCCCAAACGUGAAGAAGCUGACACCAGGAAUGGAAAAUGA
Acanthamoeba castellanii str. Neff is the source of this 2286-nucleotide messenger RNA. RefSeq lists its product as uncharacterized. The coding region runs from base 1 to 2286 and encodes 761 amino acids. The transcript has 11 exons. The record is from RefSeq and is a predicted model, not a curated record. Lineage: Eukaryota; Discosea; Longamoebia; Acanthamoebidae.